Eimeria mitis is the source of this 294-nucleotide messenger RNA. RefSeq lists its product as uncharacterized. Bases 1 to 294 code for a protein of 97 amino acids. NCBI's taxonomy places the organism in Eukaryota, Apicomplexa, Conoidasida, Eucoccidiorida, Eimeriidae. The transcript has a single exon. The record is from RefSeq and is a predicted model, not a curated record.
AUGCUGCUGCUGCUGCUGCUGCAGCAGCAGCAGCAAGACAAACAACAGCAGCAGCAGCAGCAGCAGGAGCAGCAGCAGCAGCAUCAACACCAGCAGCAGCAGAAGGACCAGCAGCAGGAGCACCAAAACCAGCAGCAGCAGCAGCAGCAGGAGCAUCAACACCACCAGCAGCAGCAGCAGCACCAGCAGCAGCAGAAGGAACACCAGCAGGAGCAGCAGCAGAAGGAGCAGCAGCAGCAGCAGCAGCAGCAGCAGCAGCAGCAGCAGCGCAUGCAUAUCCUUUAUUUUUAUUAG